Molecule: messenger RNA, 4256 nt
Organism: Poecile atricapillus (Black-capped chickadee)
Lineage: Eukaryota; Metazoa; Chordata; Aves; Passeriformes; Paridae
Gene: RNF157
Product: ring finger protein 157
Exons: 19
Coding region: 137-2320 (727 amino acids)
Biological process (GO): protein ubiquitination
Cellular component (GO): cytoplasm
Molecular function (GO): ubiquitin protein ligase activity
Source: RefSeq, a predicted model, not a curated record
CGGGCGCGGCGCAGAGCGAGCGGAGGAUGCUGCGGGCGGGGGCCGCCGCCAGUCCCGGUCCCGGCCCCCGUCCCGGUCCCGGUCCCGGGCGGGAGGACUCCCCGCCGCCCCCAGCCCGCUGAGCCCCGGCCCGGCCAUGGGGGCUCUGACCAGCCGGCAGAACGCAGGGGUGGAGGAAGUGGAUAUCCCCGCUAAUUCCGUCUACAGAUACCCCCCGAAAUCCGGGAGUUACUUUGCCAACCACUUCAUCAUGGGCGGGGAGAAGUUCGACUCCACGCACCCCGAGGGGUACCUCUUCGGCGAGAACAGCGACCUCAACUUCCUGGGGAACCGGCCCGUGGUGUUCCCUUACGCUGCUCCACCUCCUCAGGAACCCGUGAAGACCCUCAGGAGCUUAAUCAAUAUCCGCAAGGACACGCUGCGCCUGGUGAAGUGCUCAGAGGAGGUGAAGACCCCGGGGGAAGAAGUGAGCAAAGCCAAGGUGCACUACAACGUGGAGUUCACCUUCGACACCGACGCCCGCGUGGCCAUAACCAUCUACUACCAGGCAACCGAGGAGUUUCACAAUGGGGUGGCGAGCUACACCCCCAGGGACAACAGCCUGCAGUCGGAGACGGUGCACUACAAGCGGGGGGUGUGCCAGCAGUUCUGUGUGCCCUCCCACACCAUCGACCCCUCCGAGUGGAGCGAGGAGGAGCUGGGCUUUGACCUGGACCGCGAGGUUUAUCCCAUGGUGGUGCAGGCAGUGGUGGAUGAAGGAGAGGAGCACAGUGGGCACUGCCACGUGCUGCUGGCCACCUUUGAGAAGCACAGUGAUGGCACCUUCUGCGUGAAGCCCCUCAAGCAGAAGCAAGUGGUGGAUGGUGUGAGCUACCUCCUGCAGGAGAUCUACGGCAUCGAGAACAAGUACAACACACAGGACUCCAAGGUGGCUGAGGAUGAGGUGAGCGAUAACAGCGCCGAGUGCGUGGUUUGCCUGUCGGACGUCCGGGACACGCUGAUCCUGCCCUGCCGCCACCUGUGCCUGUGCAACACCUGCGCCGACACCCUGCGCUACCAGGCCAACAACUGCCCCAUCUGCAGGCUGCCUUUCCGAGCCUUGCUUCAAAUCCGAGCCAUGAGGAAAAAGCUGGGCCCGCUCUCGCCCACCAGCUUCAACCCCAUCAUCGCCUCGCAGACCUCCGACUCCGAGGAGCACUCGUCCUCGGAGAACAUCCCCCCGGGUUACGAGGUGGUGUCACUGCUGGAGGCUCUCAAUGGGCCGCUGACGCCGUCACCGGCCGCGCUGCCCCUGCGAGCGCUGGGGGAUCCCCCGGGCGUGGGGACCCUGCCCUCGUACGGCAGCGAUGGCCCCCUGCCCCCCCUGAGGGCCCUGUCACCCCUGGAGCGCCUGCCCGACUGCGGCCCCCCGGGGCUCAAGCUGAAGAAGAGCAUCUCCAAGUCCAUCUCGCAGAACUCCUCCAUCCUGCCCGAAGAGGAGGAUGAGAAGUCGUGCACCGAGUCGGAGCUGAGGGUACCCAGGAGGAGAUCCCCAGCCCGGCAUGAGGAGGAAUGUGGUGCGACACCAGAGAGUGAAAACAUCACCCUGUCAUCAUCAGGAGCCGUCGACCAGUCCUCGUGCACUGGGACACCCCUCUCCUCCACCAUCUCGUCCCCAGAAGAGCCCGUGAGCAGCAGCCUGGCUCAGUCCGUCAUGUCCAUGGCCUCCUCCCAGAGCCAGCACUCCCAGCUCAGCACCGACACCGUGUCCUCCAUGUCUGGCUCCUACAUCGCCCCUGGCACGGAGGAGGAGGAGGAAGAGGAGGAGGAGGAGGAUGUGCUCCCCUCGCCUGCGGCCGCAAGCGCCACAGCCUCUGAUGGAGAGUCAACACCUGUGGAGUCCCCAGAUCUAAAUUUUGUCAGCAUUUCUGCCGAGGAGCGCGAUGCUGAGGGCAACGAUGUGCUGGAGGACGAGGACGCCUCUCCCACACAGGAAGAUGGCCCGAGGACAGGCGCUUUCCUCGGUCUGAGGUGUGACAAUAACAAUGACAUGGGCAUCGCACACGUGAAAGCGCUGGACAAUAAACUGUGCUCUGAGGCCUGCUUACCUGGCUCCUCCGUCUGCGUGAAAGUUCAUGUUCGCUCUGUGCCAACACGGUUUUCUCCACCCACGCUUGUGCCCCUUCCCUGCCCAGAGUUGCCCAAAGGUGACAAAUGUAUUGAACACCCCUGGCCCCUGUGUGGAAGGGGGCAGUGGGCUGGGGACCCUGCCCAGACCUGCAGGCUCUCCUCAGCCUGUGCGUGGGGAAACGAGCCAAAAAGCCAAAACAACUCCCUCUGAGGGGUCUCCCUCAAUACAUUUGUGGACAAGCUGAAAGCAACUCUGCCCCUGCCUUGCCCCUUCAGCAGACUUUGUGGCAGGUCCCAGACCUGCAGCAGGUACUGGAGAGCCAAGAGAGUGGGUGAAAACCACUGGAGGGAGGCAAAAUCCUUUCUUCUCCCCUUCUCCUUUGGGAAAGCCUCCUCUCCUGCUGCCUUGCCUGUUCCUGCUGGUUUCUGUGCUGGAGAAACACGGCUGAGGCUCUUGGGGAGGAACAGGCGCCUGCCACAAAAGCCCUGUGUCCCCCCCAUCACCCUCUGUCAGCAGCUGGCUGAGUCCUGCUGGCCUGGAGGGAAUGGGGAGGGAGCUGGGGGUGUCCCAGCAGCACCUCUGCUUUGCUGGAGGGACUGGCAAAGCAUCCCUCGGCUGUGGCAGUGGCCAAAGCCAUCCUUGACUGCAUCCCUCUUGGUUGUGCUGGGGGGAGGAUGAGGAAGGGAGAGCUUUGCAGCCCAGAUGGCUCUGGCACAGGGUCAAAUUCUUGCUCUGCUGUGAGGUGGGCACUGGCCUUGUCCCCUGCCUGGGCUGGGGUGCAGGAGCUGGUCCCUGGGCUGGGCCCAGCCAAGGAUGCCCUCUCCAUCCUUUGGCCACCACACCUGUCCAUGUGUCCGGCAGCUGCAGCCCUCGGCACGAGCUGUGCUGCAUGAGAGGGGUGAUCCAGCCUCGGCAUUUGUGGGGAAAAGCAGAGGGCUGCUCCCUGUGCUGGGACCAGGGGCAGAGGAGGUGCAGGGUGGGGGCUUUGGGGCUGUCCAUGGUCCCCUGGGAAUGGCAGACAUGAUGUUCUCCAUCCCUUUUCACUCGCUGUAGGAUACAAGGCAUUUUUCCCACAUAAUAACAGACAGCAAUCAUUGAUUUCUGACUUUCCUUUUUGAGUUGUUGCACCGGUUUUUAUAGAUCAGGAUGUUCCAGCAGUUUUUAACUGGGGUAAUGUCCAUUCCAGUAGGGGUUGGAGACAAAGUGUCAUGUAACACAUCUAACAUAACAUUUUGGUGCAGUUUCAGUAGGGAGCAGCUGAAGUGACACCCUGCUCUAUAGGUGAAAUCACAAAUACAUUGAUUCAAAGCUGUAUUUUUGUGUCAUCCACUGUAAAUUGUCACAAGGGGUUCUUAGACACACACACACACCCUUACCCUGUGGGUACUGGGAUGGAUUCAGGGUCAUGGUCAGGAGACAUUUCAAAAUGAUAGCCACAGUUCUGUGUCCAAACACACGGGUUAGGCUAUCAAAAUAUUACUCUUCCAUAUAAACCCCUGCCAUUCUCUCACCACACAACCACUUACAUCAGUGGUUUGCCAUGCAUGUGUAUGGUGGUUAUUAAAAGCCCAUGCUCAGUGCUCCAAUGGAUCUAAUCCUGUUCCUACCACAGGGAUUUGGUUCUUGCUAUGUACAGAAGCACUGUGUAUUGCCAAGACAAAUGCUGUGACCUUGCUAGUGAUGGGGACAUAAGAAAAUUUGAUUAAAGACUGCCAGGAUUAAAAUGCCCUUUCAAAUUUCAAUGAAUAAAAGUCCCUUUUCCCAUUCAGUGAUUAUCCCAGCACUGGUAGAGUGUAACCACAACUGAGUUGGAAUACAGCUGAGUGCUGAAGACACUGCUUUGGGCAACUCCCAGACCAUCAGCCAGUUGGUCAUUAGCAUUUGGGUAUUUUUGGUAUUUGAAGCUGACUACUGUGCGUUCCCAAGAGCAGAUAAGGAAGACCUUAAGGGCUGAUCUGUAGUGUUGAAAUUAUUAAUGGUUGCACUUGAUUGAUCAGUUAGAGUUUGAAGAUUGAUAUUAUUCAAUAGUCCUAUUCCAGUUCCCAAUAUAUCAGUUAGAUGUGUGAGAUAACAGCCAGGAAAACCACACAGUAGAGGAGGUAACAGUAAAAGAUGAAUGUUUUGGUCUGAUAGCAGAAACAUUGGU